Molecule: messenger RNA, 1305 nt
Organism: Heterotrigona itama
Lineage: Eukaryota; Metazoa; Arthropoda; Insecta; Hymenoptera; Apidae
Source: the annotation of a GenBank genome assembly
AUGUAUAGUGUUCAUAUGACACCGGGUAGAUCUUCCGAUAGACAGGGAACUUCAAAAAAUGUGGAUACUGAAAUGGGAAUAUAUAGAAAUCGAAGAAAAGAAUCUAUACCCGUUAAGGUCUUCAAUUAUUUGAAAACACAAAUGCAAACAGAAGGAAUUUCAAGUAAGUGAAAUUGAUUACAAUUUUGUUGAAGAAAAUAAAUCAUAGUAAUGAUCACGUAUCAAAAACGACUUCUUAUUAUUUAAUAAACAUUACAUUAUGAAAAUUAGAAAAUUUAUAAUGAAUUAUUUUCUCUUUAUACAUUAGUGCAAGGUUUUAAGCAAAUGUAUUAUUAGACAUUUAAAUUUGUGAUGCUUGUUAUUUAUUUUUUAAUAAAAUAUAUAAUGAUAUACAUAUUUAUCGAGGAUAAAGAAAAUUAACGAAAGAAAAACUUUUAAUUUUGUUCUCUUUUAUUUCUAAUGAAUUUUUUGAAGUAAUCUUUUUAUGAUUAUUAAUGUCUUUCGUCUUUGUUUAUUUAUCCUCGUUUCAUAAAAAAAAAUUGCAUGUUUUUCUAUAUAUGCUAGAUAUCCUUUUUUUUUGCCGGAAUUGUAUUCUUAUAAAUACCAACUUAAGAAAAUCAGAAUCCUACUUUUUUUCGGACUUUUAAUAACAAUAUAUUUUUUUUAAUAAUUAACAUUAAUAUUAACAUUAUAUUAACACUUUCAUUUAAGCGAAAAAAUAGUUUUACAUGAUCGUUAUAACAUAAUGAAUCUUUUUUUUUACAAGAUUAAACAAGAUAAUCUCUUAUUGAUCAUGUUAGACUUUUGAUUAUAUUCUUAAAUAUAUAAAUAAUGUGUAAUUAUCUUUUUUCAUAAUGUGUAAUUACUUUUUUUUAUAAAUUACAUAAUAUCAAUAUCUUUCUUAUCUCUUUUCUUUUUUUGAUAAUGAUACAAUUUUAUGCGCUAUUAAGAAUACAAAUUUUCUUUUAUCGACUUCAAUUUUUAGAAGAAUCAUCUGUUUGACUAUCCAAUGGUUCAGUAUUUAUCACUGAAAAUAAACAAUCUGAAACUUCAAUCUUUAAAUCUUCACAUAUAUUUACAUCCUUUUCGGUUGUCAUUUCGUAAUUUGAGUAAUUAUUCGGCCAAACUUCGGAAAUCGAAUCUUCACUUUCCACAAUUUCACUUUUCGCGUCAUCCGCAACUGAUUCUCUUAUAUCAGAAUUACUAUUUGACAUCGGUGUGUAUAGUAUCCGGGAUUCAUCUAUAGUUUCCCUAAUUUUAGUUUGUAAAUUAGCCAUUCGCAUUCCGGACGAAGUAUCAUUGUAG